AUGGCCAUGGAUGAACUCGAGGAGUUUCCUAUGCGAAGAACCUCCCAAACGGUGAGAUUCGCUGAGACUCUUCAGCCUUCAGCUUCCAGUGUUCCAGGUCGAACUAACAACCAGACCAAAGGCAUUCUUCGAAACUCAAACGGAGAUGUUCCCAACGGCGCCUUCGACGCUCAAAGCUUCGAUACUAUACAUGCUCCUUUCAGGGAUUUUAGUGAAGUCCACACCUUUGCAGACGUGCCCCGGGAGACCUUGCCCGAGGAGAAAUCGCACGCCUACACAUUCGAGGACCUCGUCAACGUACCGUCGGGUAUGUUCUCUGACCCUGCACGCAAGAAGCUAUUGGACUUACGUCCAUUCACCACAAUUCUGGCAGGCUAUGAGCACACCUCCUGCCUUAUGAGCGGUCGCAACUUCCAAGCCAGCGUUGAGAAGGGGGUGCCCGACAUGGAAGACAUUGACGAAGAAUUUAAUGAGAUCUGGGUUGAGCUCCAGCUCUUUUGGGAUCUGCUUCUUCGUAUGCAGCCGAACUGUAUCACUUCUAAUGCAGAGUAUACAGGGCAGGCUGUUGAUUUCCUCCUGGAUCUGUGUAUGGCUAUGCAACUACCUAUAGAUGGACCUGGAUAUCAAGUAUCAGCUGCGAGAAUGCAGAUCAAGUGUUUCCGCCGCCGUCUUCGACGGUUGGAAUUGCUUCUGCGGACUGAGAUGCACAAGUGUGGUAAUUCAAUUGUCAUGCUUUGUGGAUGUUUGGUCGGCUUCAAGCGACCUGAGAGCAAGGAGCACGAUGGCUUUUGGGCGCCCGUCUUUGGAAACCGUGACCGAAACCAGCCCGAUCAAGCAGACAACAGAGCUUUCACAGUCCGCGAUGUAGCACUACUCCUCAGAGUUGAGGCCUAUUUCGCUCACUUCUGGCUUGCAUUCAAGAAAAAGCAUGGUACUGAAGUAGACGAUUUCGUCGCUGCAGCCGUUGAGUCAAUGGACGACGAGAUUAAGCAGUAUAUUCCAAAGCACUCUAGAAACCCCUUACGUAUCAAACGCGAGUGGCUGAAUGUUCUGCUCCAUCCGUCCUUUCGCAAAAUUGUCGUAAGAGAGGUGAACGAGAUUGUCAAGGAGGCUUCGAUUUUCUAUACCAUUCAUGGAACGUCUGGUCAUCGACCGGGUUGUCAAGCUCACAAGACCGCCUAA
Molecule: messenger RNA, 1182 nt
Organism: Fusarium pseudograminearum CS3096
Lineage: Eukaryota; Fungi; Ascomycota; Sordariomycetes; Hypocreales; Nectriaceae
Exons: 1
Coding region: 1-1182 (393 amino acids)
Source: RefSeq, a predicted model, not a curated record